Molecule: messenger RNA, 342 nt
Organism: Cynocephalus volans (Philippine flying lemur)
Lineage: Eukaryota; Metazoa; Chordata; Mammalia; Dermoptera; Cynocephalidae
Gene: C16H9orf57
Product: chromosome 16 C9orf57 homolog
Exons: 4
Coding region: 1-342 (113 amino acids)
Source: RefSeq, a predicted model, not a curated record
AUGAAAAGGGUUGUCUUCGCUGAUGCUUUUAUCUUAUUCUGCCUCUUAGGUGGUGUUGGAGGUGUGAUUUGUAGAGCAUGCAAUCUUUCAGUCCCCUUCCAUGGAUGUCUUCUAGACUUUGGAACCUGCAGAGCAAAACCUGGUCAGUAUUGUAUAAAAGAGGUCCACACUAAAGGUGGUAUUCAGUGGUAUUCAGUUAAAGGCUGCACAGAGAAUGAAGCAGAGUGCUUCAAGAGAACUCUAGAGGACCAGUUGAGUUCCCUCAUAUUUCCAAAGGCCCGGGGAUCCUCGAGACAUAGACUAAAGCAGGAGUCGGAGGAAAUGAGGAUGGAGAAGAGGUGA